CCGGGCCGGGCCGCGCAGCGCGACGGGCAGCGCGGAGCGGCCGCGCCCGGGCAGGAGCCGCCGCCGGCGGGAGCGCAGCGGAGGCGGGCGGGCCGCGCCAUGCGGCUGUGCGGGGCGCUGCUCAAGAACCCCAUCCCCAAGCAGAUUGAGUACUACUCGCGCUUCUCCCCCUCGCCCCUCUCCAUCAAGCAGUUCCUCGACUUCGGUCGUGACAAUGCCUGCGAGAAGACGUCGUACAUGUUCCUGCGGAAGGAGCUUCCUGUGCGACUGGCGAACACCAUGAGGGAAGUCAAUUUGCUGCCUGAUAAUUUACUGAACAGGCCUUCGGUGGGGCUGGUACAGAGCUGGUACAUGCAGAGUUUCCUUGAGCUUUUAGAAUACGAAAAUAAAAGUCCUGAGGAUCCUCAUGUUCUGGAUGACUUUUUAGAUGUUUUAAUUAAAGUCAGGAACAGACACAAUGACGUGGUUCCAACCAUGGCCCAAGGGGUGAUUGAAUACAAGGAAAAAUAUGGCUUUGAUCCAUUUGUUAGCAGUAACAUCCAGUAUUUUCUAGAUAGGUUCUACACCAACCGCAUCUCUUUCCGUAUGCUUAUUAACCAACACACACUUCUGUUUGGUGGAGAUAUUAAUCCUGCUCAUCCCAAACAUAUUGGAAGUAUUGAUCCUAAUUGUGAUGUGGCAGAGGUGGUUAAAGAUGCUUAUGAAACAGCUAAAAUGUUAUGUGAACAGUACUAUACAAUGGCACCUGAUCUGGAAGUUGAAGAAUUCAAUGCUAAAGCUCCAAACAAGCCUAUUCAAGUAGUCUAUGUACCUUCUCAUUUGUUUCAUAUGUUAUUUGAAUUAUUCAAGAAUUCAAUGAGAGCUACAGUGGAAUUGCAUGAAGGUAAGAAAGAAGCCUGUCCAUCGAUCAAAACCUUAGUCACUUUGGGGAAAGAAGAUCUAUCUAUUAAGAUAAGUGACCAAGGUGGAGGUGUACCUUUAAGAAAAAUAGACAGAUUGUUUAACUACAUGUACUCAACAGCACCCAGGCCCAGUCUGGAGCCCUCGAGGGCUGUGCCUUUGGCUGGGUUUGGCUAUGGAUUGCCAAUUUCUCGUCUGUAUGCAAGGUACUUUCAAGGUGACCUUAAACUCUACUCAAUGGAAGGCGUGGGUUCAGAUGCUGUUAUUUAUUUGAAGGCCCUUUCAAGUGAAUCAUUUGAAAGACUUCCUGUUUUUAAUAAGUCAGCAUGGAGGCACUACAAGACCACACCUGAAGCAGACGACUGGAGCAAUCCUAGCAGUGAACCAAGGGAUGCUUCUAAAUACAAAGCUAAUCGAUAAUUUGCCACCUUUGUCUCUGUUGGAGAUGACCUCUGCAUUCAGUAUAAAGUCUCUGCUUUGUUCCAAAAUCCCUCAAACCACAGUAGCUAAUUACUUCCAAACAAAGACCUAAUCAGGGCAUUGAAAAAUACUAAGAACAAAGUGAUGAUUGGGACUUACAGGAAGGCACUGAGCACGUUUGGUAUGUGAAUCCUGUGUACUUCACCAGAAUACGCUUGGUUGCUUCAGUCAUGCAUUGACAAAAGGGAUGGCACUGUGAUUGCACUUAGGAACACAAUGUUGUAACAAAAAGAUACUAUUUGAAGUGGCCAAUUCUUAUUCCAACCUAAGGAUUGAUACGGUGUGCAGAAUCCCUUAAAGUGGUGAAUAGUAUUUUGCACAGCAAUAUGGUGUAAGAGAAAAAUUCUAAUGUAGUUAAACGUGUGCUUCAUGCAGCAUUUUGUAUUGCACAGUGUCACCCCUAAGAGAAAAUCCCUUUGAGCUCUUCAGAUCUCUAGUGAAUUUAUAAAUGCAUAGUUCUAAAAAGGGUUGUACAGCUUUAAACUGAUGCUUUCUCCGAAUUCCCAAACCCAUUUGUCAUGUGCAUACAAAAGUUGUGUUGUUAUAAGACGGUAGGACUUCCACUUCUUAGUAUGCACCUUAAUGAUUUUCUUGACACAGAAAUGCAUUUCUAUGCAUUUUUCCUUGUUUUGAGGAAAGCUCCUAAGUAGUUAGAUCAUCUCUCCUUACUGGAAAUUCUGUCAGUACAGGGGCAGGGGGUAAUUCAAUUUCCUAUUUGCCUGUCGUUUUAGGGGAAUUGGGGAGGGGACAGAAAUGCUGAGACGCCAGACAGCCAGUCAUACAAAUGAAUUUGCCUUAAGAGUGUUGGUUGCUUGAAACCUGAUUAGUUUAAAACGUGUAAAUAGUUUGCAAAGUUAUUUAUACAUUCAAUGUCUGACUUCAGUCUGGUAGUCUGAAUUUGUAGUGUAUAUAAAGAUGUUGUACACCAGCUUUUGAAAUGUGUCAUUGGUCUGAGUACAUGAAACUGGAAACACAGUAGAAAUGGGAGGGACAAAAUGUGGCCGGUACCUGGUUUAAGUUUAAAAAUAUCAAAGACGGAAAAAAUCCAAGUAUUUUCCCCUUAAAUUUAUCGAAGGGUCAUUGCUGACUAUUAGAAAACUGUUCUUCACAAAGUCUUUGCCAAAUUCUCUUUCUGAUAUAUGGCCUCUCAGAAAAACCUGUGAAAUUUAGAAGUUCUGGUGAUACAUUAGCUGUGGCAAUAAAGUAGAUGAGUGGUAAGCAGCUCUGAUGCACCCUCAAUUUCUCUUAGGUGUUUUGAUAUAUUUUGGAAAGAUAAUAGAGAUUUUAGCAUGGAAAAAUGAAACUUGUUUACUAAAAUUGUGGGGGAAUUGUCCCUUUUGUCCUCCCAGUAUUUAUUUUUAUAAAUAACUGAUUUAUUAGGGAAACACUGAGAAAUUCCUAGGUAUUUUUAAAAAAGAAAAAGAAUCUUAGUUUGACUUAGCAAUAGUACUUUGCACUUCAUAGCACAUUUCAUUGAAGGAUUAUAAAGUGCUUUGAGCAAUAAACUCCAUAGAGCCCCA
Sturnus vulgaris (Common starling) is the source of this 2900-nucleotide messenger RNA. It is a transcript of the gene PDK3, whose product is annotated as pyruvate dehydrogenase kinase 3. Gene Ontology annotation, cellular component: mitochondrion. NCBI's taxonomy places the organism in Eukaryota, Metazoa, Chordata, Aves, Passeriformes, Sturnidae. Gene Ontology annotation, molecular function: pyruvate dehydrogenase (acetyl-transferring) kinase activity. The record is from RefSeq and is a predicted model, not a curated record. Gene Ontology annotation, biological process: regulation of glucose metabolic process; protein phosphorylation.